Messenger RNA from Dentiscutata heterogama, 541 nucleotides. The record is from the annotation of a GenBank genome assembly. Lineage: Eukaryota; Fungi; Glomeromycota; Glomeromycetes; Diversisporales; Gigasporaceae.
AUAGAUGCUGAUAAUAGUAAUUCAGAAAUAAGUAUUUUGAGAGCUGAUGAAGCUGAUAAUAUUAUUAAAAGGUUAAUGAAUACAGUUCUAGAAGUAACUACUUACUGGCUACUUGUAUAUAUUGGAAACUCUAAAAGAACAAAAAGAAGACAGAGACAAAUACAGCAAAAAGCUACAGUAGUAAAUCAUGCAAUUCCAAUAUUUAAAGCUUGGUUUCUAGAUGUAAAAGCUCUUUUCACAUUUAAUAAUACAACUAGUCAUUGUGUAUAUACUGAGGAUGCUCUUAUAGCAAAAAACAUGAAUUUGUCUUCUAGUAAAGAUUAUAAUGAUCCUGAUCUAUAUAGUAAACCAAAAGGCCUGAGAGAAGUUUUAAGUAAAAGAGAAUUGUGGCAUGAUAAAAUAAGAUUAGUAUGUAAAGAAGAGUGUAAACAAGGAAAAACUGAUUAUUGCACUAGAACUACAAUAGCAAUUCAACCAGAUUUUAAAGCACAAUAUGGAAAACUCGAAGAAGCAAUUAUUUUUGUAGAUUAUUAUGUUAUUA